CAAUUCCCACAUUUAUUGUGAUAUUCUCUCUCUCUCUCUCUCUCUCUCUCUCUCUCUCUCUCUCUCUCUCUCUCUCUCUCUCUCUCUCUCUCUCUCUCUCUCUCUCUCUCUCUCUCUCUCUCUCUCUCUCCCCCCCCCCCAACCCAAGUACUUUCCUCUUCUUGUUCUUUCUUUCUUUACAUAUUUACCCCUCAAAAUCCCCCCCUCCCCAACACUGUAUUCUAUCCUCGUAAUCCCCCUCCCCAACACUGUAUUCUAUCCUCGUAAUCCCCUUCCCCAACACUGUAUUCUAUCCUCGUAA
Molecule: messenger RNA, 301 nt
Organism: Candidula unifasciata
Lineage: Eukaryota; Metazoa; Mollusca; Gastropoda; Stylommatophora; Geomitridae
Source: the annotation of a GenBank genome assembly